This is a messenger RNA of Erigeron canadensis, 894 nucleotides long. RefSeq names its product protein MIZU-KUSSEI 1-like. Lineage: Eukaryota; Viridiplantae; Streptophyta; Magnoliopsida; Asterales; Asteraceae. Gene Ontology annotation, biological process: hydrotropism. The transcript has a single exon. The coding region runs from base 160 to 894 and encodes 244 amino acids. The record is from RefSeq and is a predicted model, not a curated record.
UAAUUCCAUAACAAUCCUUCUUCUGUGUUCACCAUAUAUACCUACUUUUAAAUCUCCAACUCGAUCAACUAUAUAUAUUGCCAACUUUCGCACAUAAUUUUUUCUACAAUUGCAAUUAUUUAGUACUCAUUAAUAUAUAUUAACUAACUAGCUAGCACAAUGCCAUAUGUUCAUUCUAGCCCAUUUUAUCAAGCAGAAAAUCCAGCAUUUGCAUCCUUACUACAACAACACAAUACCUCCAAUAAUCCAGAAAAACGAUCAAAUAGUCGUCGUAGUCGUACAAGUGGGACCGGCAGUGCCGGUGGACUUUUUCGUAUGUUCAAGCUUCUUCCUAUGUUAACUUCCGGAUGCAAAAUGGUAACAUUAUUAGGCAAGCCAAGAAAACAACUCUUAACCGAUCACGCGACAACAGGAACUUUAUUUGGUCAUAGAAGAGGAAGAGUAAGCCUAGCCAUCCAAGAAGAUCCACACCGUCUUCCAAUCUUUGUAAUCGAGCUUCCAAUGAGCUCGGUUGCGUUCCAAAAGGAAAUGGCAUCUGAUAUUGUUAGACUAUCAUUAGAAAGUGAGACAAAAACAAAUAAAAAAAAAGUACUAGAGGAAUUUGUGUGGGGAGUUUAUUGUAAUGGAAGGAAAUAUGGUUAUUCCAUUAGGAGAAAACAAAUGACUGAUGACGAGUUUCAUGUGAUGCAAUCGUUGCGAGGCGUGUCAAUGGGUGCAGGAGUUCUUCCUGGAUUGUCGGAAAAGGAAACUGCGAUGGAUGGAGAAAUGACUUAUAUGAGAGGAAGGUUUGAAAGAGUUGUGGGAAGUAAGGAUUCAGAAGCUUUUCAUAUGAUUAAUCCUGAAGGUGCUCCAGAUGGUCAAGAACUAAGUAUUUUCUUUGUAAGAGUACAUUAA